This is a messenger RNA of Adineta steineri, 945 nucleotides long. NCBI's taxonomy places the organism in Eukaryota, Metazoa, Rotifera, Eurotatoria, Adinetida, Adinetidae. The record is from the annotation of a GenBank genome assembly.
AUGUCGACAAAUAAUAAUGAAGAGUUAUUAGCUGUAGCACUUUCAACAAUAUUAGGGAAAGAAAUUCUAUCUGAAUCAAAUGUACCACAACAAUCACAACAACAUAUAAGCAAAGUUUCAUUAUUUGAUCAACAUUUAACAUCAUUAGUCUAUGGAAAAGUUGGAAUAGAUGAUAACACUAAUGAUAAUUUAUUUAUAACAUUACAUAUUACAAUUUUAUCAAAUCAAAAAACGUUUCAAUGUCAAAUUGAACGUAGUGCAAGUGUUACUAAACUAAAACAAAUUGUCUAUGAAAAUGAAGGCAUAACAUGUGAUAAACAAAAUUUAAUUUAUUGUGGACAAGAAAUUGAUGAAGGUCAUUUAUUAAGUGAAUAUGAUAUUCAAGAUUCCGGUGAAAUAUAUGUUGUACGUUUAAGAGCGAUGAAUUCAAAUGAUAUUUUAGUAUUAGAUGACAAUUCACGGGAUAAACAUUAUGAUUAUGAUUUUACUAAUGUUGAUGAUAAAGGAAAACGUUUUACUCGUGGUGGUACUGAAUAUCGUCGACCAUGUGGAUCGAUACGUUUUGCAAUAAAAGUUGCUGGAAAAUUUGAAAAUGAAAAAUGGCUUGGAUCAAAUGAUGGACCUGAUGAAUGGCCAGUGUCAUAUCAUGGAACAAGACAUGAUGCAGCAAAAUCUAUUGCACAAACUGGUUUUGAUCUAACAAAACACAAACGUUUUCUUUUUGGACGCGGUGUUUAUUCAACGCCUGAUAUUAAUACAGCAAAAAUGUAUGCUCCUACUUUUACUUUUAAUGGAGAACAAUAUUGUAUAGUGUUUCAGAAUCGAGUCAAUCCAAAGACUUUAAUAAAAAUUGAUGGUAGUAAAACUAAACACGGAGAUUAUUGGAUAUCACCUAGUGCUGAUGAUAUUAGACCAUACGGAUAUUGUAUAAUGAAGAAAAAAUAA